CUAGGUGUUCCUCUCUCCACACAAUGGGGUCAACAGGGUUACUUCUACCCCAUCCAGAUAGCUCAGUACGGUCUCAGUCAUUACAGUAAAAAUUUAACAGAGCCCCCUCCUAGGGUCACGACCUACAAGAAUGGCGAGGGUCACGACCUCUCCACCUGGUCAAACCCCGACCCAAACAGCGAACUUAAGACAGUAAAGAGUAAGGAGUUGGAUUCCAACGUUCUGGAGUUUAAAACAACAGGUGAUAUAAGUCCGUCUUCCAGUAGUGCUUGGUCCCAUUCAAUAGAAACCAAGUCAGACUUUGUCAUUGCAUUUGAUCUGAAGUUACUUGGCAACGCAUCCAUAACCAUCGUCGCCGAGUGCGAAGAACAAGGCCGCAUCGUCAGCCUCAUCUACACCACAGACGAUGACGGCUUCGUGAUCGGGAACAAAAAGGUGACGUACGGUCUCGGACCAGUGGCCCAGUGGCGCAAGAUCACGAGAUCCUUGCAAGUGGACUACAGGAAAGCAAUGGCGUCGUUAAGUACUAAAAAAUAUAGAUCAACUCGCAGGUAUAUCCUUCAGAGGUUGAUAAGGAUAGAGCUCAGAGGGCACGGUUUCAUUGACAAUAUCGAGAUUGGAACCUCGCUUCAUAUGUAUCAUUUUUACGAUGCUGCUGAUUGGUUGGUUAACCACCAGGACGAGAGGGGCGGAUGGCCGAUAAUGGUGGAAAGGAUGUUGGACGAUAAGAUGUCAUUAUCACCUGGCUGGUACUCAUCCAUGGCACAGGGACAAGCAAUGUCGGUCCUGGUCAGAGCAUACUUGAAAUCAAGGAGGAGGAAAUAUAUCAAGUCGGCGCUUCACGCGGCCCGCCUUUUUCAAAUACCGUCCGCCCAAGGAGGUGUUCUUGCCAAAUUCAUGGACAAGUAUACGUGGUACGAGGAGUACCCGACCUCGCCGGGGUCGUUCGUAUUGAACGGUUUUAUUUACAGCAUGAUCGGUUUGUAUGACACGCUCAGCGUCGCGGACAUGGAGGAGGGCCGGGAGAGCCGGCGAUUGUACGACGAUGGGAUGGUCUCGCUGAAAGCCAUGCUGCCGCUGUUCGACGUCGGCUCGGGGACGAUAUAUGACCUGCGACAUCUGGCGCUCGGGAAAGCGCCGAAUAUCGCGAGAUGGGAUUAUCAUGCGACGCACAUCAGUCAGCUUCAGCUGCUAGCUUCAAUAGACCCAGAUCCUAUCUUCAAAGAAACAGUAGCUCGGUGGAUUGGGUACACCAAGGGUAAAAGAGCAAGACAUAACUGAUAGCCCUUUUUAUAAAAUGGAGUUCUUAAACUUUAGGUGUCUUUAUGCUUCCAUUUUGAGGACAACAUCGGCAUUUUCAAAUACUGUUUCACAAUGCCGAUCGCAAACGUGGUUCUGGGAGUACGGUUUAUGCUUCCCCAGAAACCCAGAUUCUGGAGAAACAAUGUUUUGAAACACACCUUCAGUAAGUUAACGAUCAGCAUUCUGAAGCGUCCUUUAAAUGAAAAUUAGCAUGAAGGCAACUAUAUUGUGGACUAAUCAUUUAUGAAAACGCUGAUUUUGACCUGAAAAUUGGAAGCAUAAACAUGCCCCUUUAUAUAUUUUCCAAAGAAAAUUGUUAUCUUCUGUUCUGUAAACAGAAAUGGAAUAUCUAACUCCCUGCAGUACUGUUAUGUAUGUCCAAAUUUGAGACAGAAAACACAAAAUUUGAACAGUAUUAAUAGUAAACUUAAUGUACUAUGCUCUAUGGUCACUAAUGUGAACAGUGUUUCUUGUUUAUUAAUUUAUUUUCAACCAAAUUGUCAAAUCUGAUGACUAAUUUGAAUGACAGGCUGGUAAAGUUAUUAUAUUGUCAUUAAUGUACAGAA
Messenger RNA from Lytechinus variegatus (green sea urchin), 1868 nucleotides. RefSeq names its product D-glucuronyl C5-epimerase-like (gene glce). Lineage: Eukaryota; Metazoa; Echinodermata; Echinoidea; Temnopleuroida; Toxopneustidae. Gene Ontology annotation, molecular function: heparosan-N-sulfate-glucuronate 5-epimerase activity. The transcript has 2 exons. Gene Ontology annotation, biological process: heparan sulfate proteoglycan biosynthetic process. Gene Ontology annotation, cellular component: Golgi apparatus. The record is from RefSeq and is a predicted model, not a curated record. The annotation marks the transcript as partial.